AUGAUGAUGAUGCUCAGCCGCAGAACAAGAGGUAUGCUUUCUUCUGGCCUUCCUUCUUCUUUUGACAACUUGACGGCCCUCUUUCAUUCCAAAUUUGGAGAUACCCAGGUUUUGAGAGACCCGCCCACAAUCAGUAAUGUGGAGCAAACCUUGAAUAUGUUCGAUAAAAUGCUUCACAUGCGUCCUGUGCCUCCUGUCGCCUGCUUCAGCCAACUCUUGGCUCGAAUAGCUAGAUUGGAGCGUUAUGAUGUAGUCAUUCCUCUUUUUAAACAAAUGGGCGUCAUGGGAAUUGCUCCAGAUGCUUCUACUCUCAACGUUGUCACUAAUUGCUACUGUCAUUUGAAACAUGCCCCCGGGUUGGGUUUACCUGUUUUACCACACUUCUUUAAACUGGGUCUACAACUAGACAUCACCACCUUCACCGCUCUCAUCAACUCCUUUCUUCUUCAAACCACCGUACACCCGAAGACCUCAAACGCCAAACUCAAUUAUCUUGACUAUGCCUUGAACAUGUUCCAUGAAAUGCUUCGCACACGUCCUCUGCCUUCUGUUAUCUCUUUCACUAAGAUACUGGGCCACCUUGUCAAAUUGAAGCACUACUUUGCUGUCAUUCCUCUCUUUCAGCAAAUGCGUCUGCUGAUUGCUCCUAAUCACUAUACUCUGUCUAUUAUCAUCAACUGCUAUUGCCAUUUGAAUCAAAUGGGUUUUAGCUUGUCUAUCUUGGGAAGUUUCUUCAAAUCGGGUCUUGAACCUGAUGUCAUUACCUUCAACACUCUCAUCCACGGCUUUAUUCUUGACAAUCAAGUGGCUGAGGCUGCACGCAUUUUCACCAAAACGCUGGAGGCAGGUCACUGUAAACCUGAUGUGUCCACAUUCAACAUACUGUUAAAGGGCUUCUGCAAGACGUCGAACAGCAGCAGUGCAGCCAUUCAGUUACUUAGGAAGAUGGAAGAAGUCGGAUGCAAGCCUAACACAAUUUCUUAUGGCACCAUCAUCGACAGCCUUUGCAAGGACUUGCUAGUUGACGAAGCUUUGGAGCUCUUUAAAGAAAUGAUCAGUAGGGGUAUUGCUCCAAAUGUUGUUACUUACACCUGCUUGAUUCAAGGACUUUGUAAUGUAGGCCAGUGGCAAGAAGCUACAAGGUUGCUGGAUCAAAUGUUGAGUAAAGGUGUCUCUCCAGAUAUCUUCACCUUCAGUGUCUUGGUUGAUACACUUUGCAAGCAAGGGAUGGUCAUCAAAGCUAAAACUGUGGUUCAAAUGAUGAUUCAAAGAGGUAUUGAGCCUAAUACAGUUACAUAUAGUUCCCUUAUGGACGGUUACUGUAUGCUAGGAGAAAUGGAUAAAGCGAAAGAAGUUUUUGAUCUUAUGAUUAACAAGGGCGGCAUGGUUAAUGUUCAUAGUUGUAGCAUAUUGAUUAACGGAUAUUGCAAGGCUAAAAAGAUUGAUCAGGCCACAAAGAUUUUCAACGAAAUGCAUAGUAUGGAAAUUGUUCCUAAUACCAUAACUUACACCACUCUUAUUGAUGGUCUUUGCAAAGCGAGGAGAAUGCAAGAUGCAGAAAAUUUGUUCUCCAAGAUGCAAGGUUGUGGCCAGCUUCCGAAUGUUCAAACAUACGCUGUGUUACUUGAUGGCCUGUGUAACGAUCAGCGACUUUCUGCGGCAAUAGAAUUGCUCAAAGAGAUGGAAGCCAACAAAGUGGAACUUAAUAUCGUAGUUUACAAUGUUGUUAUCGAAGGUUUGUGCAAAGCUGGAAAUAUCGUUUAUGCAAGAGAUCUCUUCUCUCACUUAUCAUCAAAAGGAGUUCAGCCUAAUGUCAGAACAUACAAUAUAAUGAUUCAUGGACUUUGUCAUCAUGGCUUGAUAAUUGAAGCAGAAAAGUUGCUGAGAGAAAUGGGAGAGAAAGGAUGUUGUCCAGAUGGUUGGACCUAUAAUACUAUCAUCCGAGGGUUGUUGAAGAACAAUGAGACAUCAUGGGGUAUGGGACUUAUUCAAGAAAUGGUUGAGUGGGGUUUCCCUGCAGAUGUGUUUACUAUGGAAUUGAUAGGUGGUUUAUUGUGUAAGGAUGUAGUAGAUCCGGCUUUCUUGCCGCUCUUAAAAGAUUCAUGCUAA
Fragaria vesca subsp. vesca is the source of this 2109-nucleotide messenger RNA. Its product is annotated as putative pentatricopeptide repeat-containing protein At1g12700, mitochondrial-like. NCBI's taxonomy places the organism in Eukaryota, Viridiplantae, Streptophyta, Magnoliopsida, Rosales, Rosaceae. Gene Ontology annotation, molecular function: protein binding. The transcript has a single exon. The record is from RefSeq and is a predicted model, not a curated record. The coding region runs from base 1 to 2109 and encodes 702 amino acids.